UUCAGUUCAACUGCGAAUCCAGGCCGACGGGGACGGGUGCUCUACAGAUUUCAGGCGCAGUCGUUCUGUCUGGGGGUAAGAGUUGUUAGCACUCACAGACGCUCAUUCCUUCGGGACGACCAAACGACGGCGUAACAGUUUGGUUACUGCAACCUUUUAUAUUCAUGGACCCUACACCUGUAACUACAGUGAAAGAUGACGAAUCAGUGUUGUCUACACCGUCACAAGACAAAGGCGACUCUGCCUCCCUCGGCGACCGGGGCGACUCUGCCUCCCUCGGCGACCGGGGCGACUCUGCCUCCCUCGGCGACCGGGGCGACUCUGCCUCCCUCGGCGACCGGGGCGACUCUGCCUCCCUCGGCGACCGGGGCGACUCUGCCUCCCUCAGCGACCGGGGCGACUCUGCCUCCCUCAGCGACCGGGGCGACUCUGCCUCCCUCAGCGACCGGGGCGACUCUGCCUCCCUCAGCGACCGGGGCGACUCUGCCUCCCUCGGCGACCGGGGCGACUCUGCCUCCCGCAGCGACCGGGGCGACUCUGCCUCCCGCAGAGAACCCGCCUACUACAGCGACAUAUUCGCUGGAUUGUUUACGCCUCCGCCACCGCUUGACCUUGAUCGUAAAAUUUAUCUCCCAGUUUCCGAAUAUGGGCAUCUGUUCCCUUUCGCGCCCCGCCGUGAACGGCCCUCGACUCCUGACAACGAUGAUGACGACGAUGCCAGCUCUACCUGUACUCUCGUUCCAGAAGAGGAAGAAGAGGAAAAGAAUACAGUUAGUCAGAGAGAACCUUCUUUACGGGCUUCGUCAUUAGAUAAGACUGUAGAAUUUACAAAUAGAGACGCUACAAUGCAAACGUUUGCUUCUUUUGACGAAGUAGUGGUUGGAAGGUGGUCAUAUCCUCCGUCAAGUGAAGGUAGACUCCGGCCUUCCGAGACCCGCCAUGAACAGACCCGUCGCCAACCGGCAGAGGAUCCUAGUUAUACCUAUAAUGGUGUCUUGUCUAGUUUCCUCGAACGGAACAUAGGCGAUCCGCCACCGUCUAACAUAAGUCGUCCACGUCUUGGCUUUUUUGACGAAUUGGAGAAUAUGUUCCGUCCCGUGAAUGAAGGCGAGCUCCGGCCUACCGGGACCCACUCUGGUGAACAGACCCGUCACCAACCGGCAGAGGAUCCUAGUGAAUCCUAUAAUGGUCUCUUGCCUAGCUUCCUCCAACAGGACAUAGACGAUCCGCCACCGUUUAACACAAGUCGUCCACUUGAAGACAUUCUUGACGAAUGGGAGAAUAUGUUCUCUUCAGAGACCCGCCAUGAACAAACCCCUCCCCAACAGGCAGAGGAUUCUAGUGAUACCUAUAAUGGUCUCUUCCCUAGCUUCCUCGAACGGAACAUAGGCGAUCCGCCACCGUCUAACAUAAGUCGUCCACGUCCUCGCUUUUUUGACGAAUUGGAGAAUAUGUUCUCUUCAGAGACCCGCCAUGAACAAACCCGUCCCCAACCGGCAGAGAAUUCUAGUGAAUCCUCUAAUGGUCUCUUGCCUAGCUUCCUCGAACGGAACAUAGGCGAUCCGCCACCGUCUAACAUAAGUCGUCCACGUCCUCGCUUUUUUGACGAAUUGGAGAAUAUGUUCUCUUCAGAGACCCGCCAUGAACAAACCCGUCCCCAACCGGCAGAGAAUUCUAGUGAAUCCUCUAAUGGUCUCUUGCCUAGCUUCCUCCAACGGAACAUAGGCGAUCCGCGACCGUCUAACAUAAAUCGUCCAUAUCUUGGCAUUCUUGACGAAUUGGAGUAUAUGUUCAACUACGGGACUUUAGAAUCUUCACUGGACGAACCUGAUUACUCACUUUCUCCCUCCCUCUUGACGAGAACGGCCGCGAACUUCAGGCGGCCGUUUCUGCUGAACAGCGCAUGGGAUCUUCCUCAUCCUCUUGUGGCCCCGGCUCGCCAGGUUCCUAUCUUGGAAUCCCUUGUUGGGCAUCCUGUCUUCCUGAAGAAAGGAAAAAAGAAAUCCAAAGGCGAUAAGGAAUCCAAAGGCGAUAAGGAAUCCAAAGGCGAUAAGGAAUCCAAAGGCGAUAAGAAAUCCAAAGGCGAUAAGAAAUCCAAAGGCGAUAAGAAACCUAAAGUCGCUAGAGAUCACUUUACCUGCAAAAAGUGCGGUUCCGUUUUCCCUAAGAAAGUUUCUUUAAGGUUUCAUAGGUCAUUGAUGCAUGGGUUACCAAUGUUUUCCCAUGAGCCUAGACGACGUCCCAGGCAACCAGAAGGGCAACAUUCUUCCCGGUAGCUCCUGGAUUAUCAUGACUAAAAUCUAGUCGCUCUUGUUAAUUUUAAUGCAGCUUAGGUUUUAGCUAUAAUCGGUUUUGACUUUGGUAUAAAACUUAAUAAAUUUUAGUUUUAAUAUUGGCAAAAUUAUACUAAAUUAUACUUUUAUUGGAUAUAUAGUGGC
This is a messenger RNA of Procambarus clarkii (red swamp crayfish), 2438 nucleotides long. RefSeq lists its product as uncharacterized. Lineage: Eukaryota; Metazoa; Arthropoda; Malacostraca; Decapoda; Cambaridae. Gene Ontology annotation, molecular function: glycine-tRNA ligase activity; ATP binding. Gene Ontology annotation, biological process: glycyl-tRNA aminoacylation. The record is from RefSeq and is a predicted model, not a curated record. Gene Ontology annotation, cellular component: cytoplasm.